AUUCUUGCAAUACUUGCAUCCCUAGUACACGUACAAAACAAAAUAAGACGACGUUUUAAUCGACGAUUUAAAAUCACACCAGGCGCAAUGCAAUAAGUUCCGUGCACCGGAGAGUUUGUAUAUACCACAGGUAGCAGGCCAGUACCACGAGUUAGGGAUUCGGCCUUUGAUCUCAGCCGUCGGACUUGAACCAGAGGGGACGGUCUCGGCCGAAAAAUGCUGGGUGGUAAACGAACGGGAUCAAGGCACAUAGCCGUGGUGCUGCUGAUGUGUCUCUUCUGGUACGUGAUCUCCUCUAGCAACAACGUGAUCGGCAAGAUGGUUCUGAACGAGUUUCCCUUCCCGAUGACUGUGACUCUGGUGCAGCUGUGCAGCAUCACCCUGUACAGCGGGCCCUUCUUUAACCUGUGGCGCAUUCGAAAGUACAAGGACAUACCGCGCUCCUACUACUACCGCCUAAUAGUUCCCCUGGCGCUGGGCAAGCUCUUGGCCUCCGUCACUUCGCACAUCUCUCUUUGGAAGGUGCCAGUUUCAUACGCGCACACAGUUAAAGCCACAAUGCCACUAUUCACCGUCGUCCUGACUCGCCUCUUUUUUGGCGAAAAACACCCCACGCUUGUAUACCUAAGCCUGCUGCCCAUUAUUACGGGUGUAGGCAUUGCCACCGUGACAGAGAUCUCAUUCGACAUGAUGGGCCUGAUCAGCGCCCUAAUCUCCACAAUGGGCUUCUCUAUGCAAAACAUAUUUUCCAAAAAGGUGCUGAAGGACACUAACAUACAUCAUUUACGGCUGCUGCAUUUACUCGGAAAGCUGUCGCUGCUCAUUUUCCUGCCCCUCUGGUUGUACAUUGACAGCUUUGCUGUAUUCCGCCACUCAGCCAUUAAAAACGUAGACUACCGGGUGAUUGCUUUGCUUUUCGCCGACGGCGUCCUAAAUUGGCUGCAAAACAUCAUUGCUUUCAGCGUCUUGUCACUGGUCACUCCACUUACUUAUGCUGUGGCCAGUGCAUCGAAGCGGAUCUUUGUGAUCGCAGUGUCACUUCUAAUCCUGGGAAAUCCAGUUACGUGGGUCAAUUGCCUCGGCAUGGCGCUGGCGAUUGUCGGUGUGCUAUGCUACAAUCGCGCUAAACAGAUUACGCGAAGCCGGGAGCAACUGGCAUUGCCGCUGUCACAGAAAAGCAAUGUUAAGUACUCGCCGCUGGAACAGCAAACGGAUCCAUAUUACCGGGGAUCUGUCAACGGAAAACUAUCCAAUGGGUUGCACAGGACAACCGGAAACAGUCUGCUAGCUAACGGCAGCGGAAUGCCAAGCGGGACAGCAACGCGCCUGCUCUUUGUUUAGUUUUUAGUUAGCAAAUGUAUUUAAUAGGCGGUUUAAGUGAAUAGUUUUUAUUCCGUGAGCAACAGCACCUUGUUUCCGUUUUCUCCCUUUUUCUCUCUUUAUACAUGAAUAUUUAUAUUUAUAUUGAAUACGUUUGACUAAAGUGGCACAACUCUAAAUUCAAUAAGCUUAGGAAGAAGCAGAGUUUUCUUAAGAUUUUCAAUCUUAUUUAACAAAUGCAGAUUGUAACUACUCGAAGGUUUCUGUUUCAUAAUAAUUAACUUCAUGUGUCACUGAGCUAUAAGUUUCCUUGUUUAAUUACUUUGAAAUUUAAAAAGAUGUCGAGGUGGAGAAUGUUCAAAAAUAUUAUGGCUAAUGAUUAGUAUGUAAACUAAAUUAACUGCAGAAGUGUCUUUAACAAAAAACGUAAUUUUUUUAAAUAUUUUAUAAACCUCACCUAAUGUUCGGCAAGAUUUUCAUAUAAUUUUUGCGAUAAGAAAAAAGUAACUUUUUACACAAAGUGUACAAAAUAUGUAAGCGCGCGACAUCCUUUUGUAAAUAAAGUCGAAAAUAUAAAAUUUUAA
Molecule: messenger RNA, 1904 nt
Organism: Drosophila eugracilis
Lineage: Eukaryota; Metazoa; Arthropoda; Insecta; Diptera; Drosophilidae
Product: solute carrier family 35 member E1 homolog
Exons: 4
Coding region: 217-1341 (374 amino acids)
Cellular component (GO): Golgi apparatus
Molecular function (GO): antiporter activity
Source: RefSeq, a predicted model, not a curated record